This is a messenger RNA of Pongo pygmaeus (Bornean orangutan), 5119 nucleotides long. It is a transcript of the gene OMP, whose product is annotated as olfactory marker protein. The coding region runs from base 2547 to 3230 and encodes 227 amino acids. Gene Ontology annotation, cellular component: cytosol; nucleus; axon. Gene Ontology annotation, biological process: signal transduction; sensory perception of smell. The record is from RefSeq and is a predicted model, not a curated record. NCBI's taxonomy places the organism in Eukaryota, Metazoa, Chordata, Mammalia, Primates, Hominidae. The transcript has a single exon.
GAUUACAGGCGUGAGCCACUGUGCCCAGCCUUGUUUUGUUUUUUUAUAUGCAUUUUUGCAAUUGCAUCUGCAAGUUUAGAGCUUGCUUUUCUCCUCUGUAUUCAUUGCUACAUCCAGCCUUGGGUGGGUCCUCCCAAGGUGUCUGAUGGCUGAGCAGAGGUCUGUGGACAUCAGUGGGCCCAGUCCCCAGCUGCAGCCUCCUGUAUCCUGCCUGCUGCCUUGCCCACAAGCCUCAGUCCACCCCACUGCCUCCUCCCCUCCCUCUUCCGUUCCUUUUCCCCCAGGCCUUCCCUUGGCUCCCACCGCUCGUCCCUCCUGCCCAGUCUGUGAGACUCAAGCUCCCGUCACAACUGCCCCCCACCUUCGGCCUCCUGAAGGUCGGUGCCCCUCUGCUCAGCCCUCCCCAGGGGUCUUGUGCCCCUGAAUCCUCAUCAGUAGAAGCUGAUCACACCCCCUUCACCCCAUCCCUCAGGAUCCAGAAAUAGGGGAUCCUCCUUCCCCAGUGCUGCUUCCGGACCACAGCGUCCCCAUAGAAGCACUUGGCUCCUUCACUGGACUCCCAUCCUCAGCCCAUUGUGUUGCUGUCUCCAGCAGCCAGCUGCCCUGGCCAGUCACCUGGGCACAAAGGGCUUGGUUCCUCCCGUUUCCCAGCCCAUUCUACCCGAAGAACUGCUGUGUCCCAGGCUUUGCUGUGCCCAUGUGGUUAACGGCUGCCCUCUCGCUUUGCCCUUUUACCCUUGUCUUAGUUCUCCAUCUCCUCUCCAUCAGCCUUCACCUUCAGCCGCCUCGGUCACCUGCUGCCACGCCACAGCCCGGGCCCGGAACUGCUCUCCCUGGAGGUCUUCAGCCAAAGGCCCAGUCUCUCUGACCUCACCUUCCAGCCACCUUGCUCACUUCAUUUUGGCCCUGGCCAGUACCUGUGUACUGUCUCCCCACCUGGCCACCUUCCUCUUGGCCUUGGGCUUGUGCCCUGUGGUCCAUCACAUCACCUGUCCCUUGUCAGUGUCAUUCACUCGUUCAUCCGUUCAUUCAUUCAUUCGAUCGUUCGUUCAUUCAUUCAACAAGCAUUUCUGAGGCCUCUGUGUGGCAGGCCCCGUUCUGAUUGCUGGCCUAGAGUAAUGACAAGACACACUUCCUACACUCUCAGGACAUGUGUGUCACAGGCAAAAACUGAGCAACUCAACAAAUAAAAAGCAGAAUGUGGUGCUGGGAAGGUUAGAAACAGCUCCCCCAUGUGGAGGAAAGGGAAGCCUCCCAUGGUAGUUCCUUAGCCAAGUUGUUCCCCUCUCCCCUGCCUCUCCAGCUACAAAGCAAAAGGUUCUGUGAGGAUCAGGCAGUUUGACAUCUAGCUGUGUGGUUCUCUCAAAUACCCUUGGGGGAACUGCUGCCAGUGACCCCCAGAACUGACCCCAGUGCUUGCAGUGUGGUUUUAGCAGGACCGGGUAUUCCGUCUCCCUUGGUGCCCCUCUGCUGUUCAGGUAGCCCAGGAUCCCACUGAUCGAUUAGCCACCAUCUCACAAUUGACCAUGCUUGUGGUCCACUAGACCCUUCAGAUUGUUUUCCGUUGUGACACCUUGGCCUUGACUCUGUCCUCUUUUCUGUGUGUGGCGUGUUGUGCCGACGGCGGCUCUCCAACUCCCAUCCCCACCCUCUCCCCAACUCCAGCUCUACUCACACACUCCAGUUCUUUCAUUUCCCCAGUAUAAAGGCUGAGCUCCUGGUUCCGCCCUGGGCCCUGGGGAUAUAAACAUUUGCCAGAUUCUUCCUCGGCCCCAAGUCUCCUGGGGGAAACUGAGGGCUAAUUCAAGUGGAGUAAGUGGUGAGAUUUGGGUAGAAGUGAAGCCUGGUCCUGUGGUGGCCAUGGUGCAGGGCUGCGGCAUGACCAGCCGUCCGUGUCGUCCAGGUCACUAAUGCUCAAGGCACAAUCCCUGGCCCAGCAGCCUGUCGCCUGGGAGGUGGUUAGGAAUGCAGAAUCCCAGGCCCACAGAGCCCUGAUAAACCAGGAGUUCUGGGAGGGGGUCCAGCAAUCUGUGUGUUAAGUCCUGAGGGUAAGUCUGUGCUCACUCAAGUCUUGAGAACCACGGGUCUGGGUGAGAGAUAUGGUAGCUGGGCUGAGAUCCUGGCGGUGGGACUGGAGGGGAAGGGUCCCGGGGUGUUUGGGAAGCAGAAUCGACAGGCUUUGGUGAUUGGGUGUGGAGGAGUGAGGGGGAGGCGGGCGUCAGGGGUAGCUCCAAGGUUUGGCUUAGGUGACUUCAGAUCUCCAAUCACCAAGCCCUCUCUGGUCCUGGCUUCUCCACCUGCUCCUGCGCGUCUUGCGUCUUCUCCUGUGUACCUCCAGUGAGGAGUGGUCCCCACCACCCUCCCCAUCAGUGCACUUACGAAGUGCUCACAUCUUCACAAACAAGCCAGCACCCAGCCCAGCCCUGGUAGUCAGGGCGGUUGCCACAGCAAUUGACAUCAGCGACCUGGUCCCCAAGGAGCCUGCCACCUUCCGCCUGCCUGCAGGGCCUGCAUUAUCGCUUCUGUGGGGACCGGAGUGGAGGCAGAUGGGGACUCUCACCCCUCACACACACCCCAUUUUGAGAACUGGGUGGGGCUGGGAAGAGCCAGUGGCAAAGGGAGGGGAAGAGGGAAGGGCAGAAAGUAGGCGGGGCCCCCCUUUGGUGGCCUCUUCUCUCCACGGCCCCAGGCUCCAGCCCACUUGGGUCCUUGGCGUUGGUGGCAGCAGCACUUGGGCCAUGGCGGAGGACAGGCCGCAGCAGCCGCAGCUGGACAUGCCACUGGUCCUGGACCAGGGCCUGACCAGGCAGAUGCGGCUACGCAUGGAGAGCCUGAAGCAGCGCGGGGAGAAGCGCCAGGAUGGGGAGAAGCUGCUGCGGCCAGCGGAGUCUGUGUACCGCCUCAACUUCACCCAGCAACAGCAGCUGCAGUUUGAGCGCUGGAAUGUCGUGCUGGACAAGCCGGGCAAGGUCACCAUCACAGGCACCUCGCAGAACUGGACGCCUGACCUCACCAACCUCAUGACACGCCAGCUGCUGGACCCCACUGCCAUCUUCUGGCGCAAGGAGGACUCGGAUGCCAUGGAUUGGAACGAGGCUGACGCCCUGGAGUUUGGGGAGCGCCUGUCAGACCUGGCCAAGAUCCGCAAAGUCAUGUACUUCCUCAUCACCUUUGGCGAGGGUGUGGAGCCCGCCAACCUCAAGGCCUCCGUGGUUUUUAACCAGCUCUGACAGCAGCUGCUGGCUGCUGCUCUCCUCUAGCCCACCUGUGCUCUCCCCUGCCCCUGCCACCUUCCCCCCUGUAUUUUUGGGGCCCUUAUUCUCGCUGCUCAGCCUGUCCUCUGCUUGCCCAGAGGCCCCCUGAGUCCCACACCCUUCUUCCUCUGCUUCUCCCUGGUGCCAGCACUCCAGCUCACAGGAAGAAGAUUCCAAGGCUCCAUAGCCUAGAAGUUGGACUGGCUGCUGCAUUGCUAUAGAUGAUGGAGGCCUACUUGGGGCCAGUGUGCAUGGACAGGGAGGCCAGGGCCAUCUGCCUUCUCUCUGCUUCAUUGUGGGAGAGAGAGACUGAGACAGACCAAGAGAGACACAGAGACAGAGAUUGAAAAACCCAGCAUCCACUUCCUCCAGAGUCAGGGAGAUGGAGAUGAUAGGGCAGUCUCCACAGGGAGUCCAGCAAGCCGGCAUUCACUGCUCCCUGGCCUUGGUGCCCUUUGCCAGAGCCUGUGUCUGGGCUGCUGGUCCCAUAACGCGUUGGCAACCCUCAGGAUGUGGGGCAGAGUUGCUGCAGGGGCAGAUUUGGGCAGUGGAGAGUGGCUGGCACCCUGGAGGCUGUGUAGGCCCAGCUGUGGCUCUUCUGGGCCUGAAUUCAAGGUGGAGAAGUGAAGGGGGAGGUUACACAGAGAUCUGUCUCUCCGCACACAUAUCCAUGAGAGAGAGUGUGCUGUAUUCAUAUGGAUGUAUUCUAGAGGUCUAUUCCUGCCCUAGGAACAAGUGCAGUUUUAGAUUAUCUGUUGGUCAUUGCUGCUGGUUCAAGGAUGGCUCUUAACAGGGGCCUGGUCCUGAUGACCUUGGCGUGGGGGCUUCCGGAGCUAGGAGACUGCAGUUCAGACAGUGAAACAGGGAGCGGAUUAGUAAAGGAGGUUCCCUUUGCCUUGGGGGAGGUUGGAGCUGGAGAGAGUAGAUUCUCCAGGGCCCCAAGUAUCCCCUGCUGGGGAGUCAGGCUCUUUUGAGCUUGCAGGUCAGGGAAGGCAAGUGCUUCGUCCUGACGUAGCAUCUGUUGGCAUUUCUUGGGCUUCUUCAGUGCAGCUGAGGGGGGCAGGGCGAAGGCGUGGUGAGCAGUUAUGAUGGCUGAUAGUCCCAAGUGGGCUGCAGAUGGCAGUGGUGUGACGGCAGAAUGCUAACCUCUGAGGUCGUUGGGUGCAACUCACCAAACAGAUGGGGAAACUGAGGCACAGUUUUCAUCAGAUUCAGUUCUAGCUCUGAGCCUCAUUCCCCUUUGCAUUGCGCAGUCCCAGAGAGCCCCCCCAUUUUGGGGGAGUGCCUGACCUACACCUAACAUCAGCCAAGUACAGCUAAGCCACUGUCCCCAGCACCCUGACUUAAGGCCAGCCCUGUGUUUUGUCCUCAGCCAGUCAGGGAUGUGUCCAAGACAUUUCCCGUCAUGAAGCAGAGCUGUCAAGGAACUUGCGGCUCUGGAACAGAUGCACUGAGGGCCAGAGGGUCAGGGCCAUCCCCUGUGGCUGGGGCUGCCGGGAGAGUGAGCCCCACCUCAGAGGUGUGCAGGCUGGAGCAGCAUGCUGGAGCUGAGAUUCUGUGGAUGGGAGAGUGGGAGAGUGGGAGAGUGGCUGUGGGCUGAGCACUGGUCCUUUCUGACUCACAGCUCUGGGGCCCAUUCCGGGACAGGCUUGAAGAAGUCCCGGCCAUCGCCUGCCCUGCUGAGCAUGAGGGGAGGCCAGACCCGUGCGCAAUGGCCCUGCCCUUCUGCCUCUUUGCUUGAGUUCUCCCUGCAGCUCUGGGGACCCUCUUAGUCCCGACUGCCUGUCUCCCCAGCCCAUCUGUCCCGGGGCCUGAGUGCCUCUGCUGUGCCUGCUGCAGGUCCCCAAUAAAGCCUGUGCCCUGGC